Molecule: messenger RNA, 1769 nt
Organism: Colletotrichum navitas
Lineage: Eukaryota; Fungi; Ascomycota; Sordariomycetes; Glomerellales; Glomerellaceae
Product: DHHC zinc finger domain-containing protein
Exons: 3
Coding region: 348-1559 (403 amino acids)
Biological process (GO): protein targeting to membrane; peptidyl-L-cysteine S-palmitoylation
Cellular component (GO): endoplasmic reticulum; Golgi apparatus
Molecular function (GO): protein-cysteine S-palmitoyltransferase activity
Source: RefSeq, a predicted model, not a curated record
UUUUUUUUUUUUUUUUUUCACCCAUAACCUGAGCGCCUGGGUACAUUUCGAAUACGAACGCCUAAAGUUUAGAGCCCGUGGAAAUUACUCUGCAUCGCACCCAUGACCUGCACCCGCGCUUGUGCCCCAGCCUCUUUCUCCGUUGUCGUCCUGUCACCGUCUGUCCCCUCUGCAUACAUGACACCUCGAGUCUUCGACGACCAACUUCAAUUCUGCGUAUCGCCGCAUCGCCUGACGUGGCUUUACAGCCCGUCCCUCGUCGCUCUUCGCAUAUCGCUCCCGAACGGCGGUAACGUUUUGCUGCCUGGCCCGUCUCCCAAUGUUUCGGCAAUGAUCGCACCUCUGCAAUGUCGCAAGCCACCAGCACUAAAUGUGCUUCGCGAUGGGUGACGCGCAUCAUCCCCAUCACCAUCACGGGCACAAGCGGCUAUGCCACCUACGUGAUUGUGGCCUACUUAGGCGUCGACUACCUCUACAGGACCAGGGGUGAGGUCGGCGCCGCAGUAUCGACCAUCACGAUUUACCUCUUCUUCUACCUCCUCACCAUCGCCACCUACCUUCGAACUUUCAUUAAGAUCAAGAUGGAUCCAGGUCUGGUACCUCUCGGUCCUCAGGCCCAACAUCCGUCGAGGGAGUUGAACAAAAAACGCAGACGGAGGAAAGAGGGCGAUUUGGAAAGCCAGCCGUACUUCACCGGCCCCGAUCAAGACCCAGACAGCCCCGGUCUGGAGGCGUUUUACAGUAAAGACGUGUUUGUGUGCGAGAGUGACGGGCGGCCCAAGUGGUGCUCCGAAUGCCGCAACUGGAAGCCUGACCGGGCCCACCACUCGAGCGAGGUGGGACGAUGCGUGCGAAAGAUGGACCACUACUGCCCCUGGGUCGGCGGCAUGGUAUCGGAGACGUCCUUCAAGUUCUUCGCCCAGUUCACCUUUUACUGUACUUUGUACUGCGCGAUUGCCCUCGCGCAGGCAGCUUAUUGUCUUGCGUUGCAGGCGCGAGAUGGCACCGUCGACGGCAGGACCAUCUCUGGAGUUGCCAUCGCCGCCUUUUUUGGUCUCUUUACCUUCCUGAUGACUGCCACCUCAUGGCGCUUCAUCUUCCUUAACAUCACCAAUAUUGACGCCCUCCGCAAAUCGUGGGUGCACCAACUCGCAAUCAGGGUGCCUAACGGCACCCGUCCUGGCAAUCGCUAUGGGACAAUCACAUACCCCUUACCGAAUUCCUCGCGGGAAGUGCCGAUCUUCUCAAAUGCCACUACGGAUAGCGAGACUCCGCGUGAUCGUCUCGCAACACGUACUUUUGCUAUCGUUAGGACGGAGCCAGAUGAGAACCCAUGGGACCUCGGCUAUACCAGGAAUUGGAUCUCCGUCAUGGGGUAUAGCUGGCUGGAUUGGCUUCUGCCUAUACGCGGGUCACCGUGCGCCAACCACGAGAGCAUGGAGAGCGACUACGAAAUGGGCUCUCUCAUACAGACACUCCGUGAAAGGUAUGGCCUGACUGAUCCCGACCAGCCCUCUCGCGAGAUGGAGAUGCAGGAGAUGCGGUCCGGUGGUCAUUGAUCAAGGGAGGAGAUACCCAUGGGUUAUAUAUAGUUUUCGGGCGGGCGUUUGGAACGGUUUAGACUACUUUGAGGGUUUCAGCGUUUGACUCUGGUGUGUAUAUGUAUGCAACCACGUGGACCUGUUAAUGAAUCUCUUUAUUUAUUUUUGUUAUCAAUUCAUUGCAAAAGGUCAGACAUUGUCUAGUACGACCCAGCGUUAUCUCCUUAC